CUCAGCUGCAGGACCUCUGAGGCUGUAGGAACGAAGUUGCCUCGCAGAGGUGCUGUCUGCUCUCGCACGGUCUCCCAGCGCUCCCAGCGCUCUUCGGAUCAUCCAGGGAUGCGACGUUACACCGUUGCACGACCUGCAAAGGCCAACGUGAGUACCAAAGUCGUCUCGUGCCCACCCCUGCCAGGCCGGACCUUCCACGAUCUCACCUUUUCUGUCGCGACAUCGACGAAGGUGACGCGGGCAAUUCGAAACCGCUGGAACCUAGACCCCAUGACUCCCAUGGCAUCUGAAGGGCGUGCUCCAUUAGCGCUCCUCUCUGGUGGUGAUGAAGCCGAUCGGCUGUUGGUGGAAGGGAAGAGGAAGAUGCACCGCAUGUUCGAUUGGGCCGCAGGUAUCCUGCGGCCAAUGGAGGCUACUUGCAUCUGGCUUUUCCCGGCUUUCGUUGCUGGCUCCAUCUUGUGGGCUGUAAGCUGCAAGAUUUUUUACCGCAUUCGUGGCGAGUUUGGCAAGGAUCUCGUCAUUCAACGCUUUGGCCAGCACGCCUUCCACGUAGUCAGUGGAGACUACUCCAGCAAGCUCAUCUACGAGGAGAUCUUUCGCAAGAAGGUAUACUUCAAACGUGGAGUUUCUUUAGACGGUUUUGACGACCGGCAAGACCGGCAAGAGAAGGAGCGCAAGCCCUGCGGGCCCUUGGUACUCGAUGUGGGUGGGAACCUUGGAUUCUUCUCCGCUUUCGUGGCGGAACACUUCAGAGGUUCGAGGAUACACAUCUUCGAGCCUUUGCCCUUGUUGGUGAACGCCAUUUCCCUCAACUUGGCCAGCUACGGCUGCGUCGUGUUCCGUGCACAUGAUGGCCAAACUCUCCUUCGAGAUGCUCCUGAUGGCACACGAGUCGUGGUCCACCAGACGGCGCUCGGAGCGCACGAGACCGAGCUCCCUCUGACAUAUCAGAGCCGAAUGCUUGCGGGAAGCAGUUUGGUUCCUGAGAGGUUCCUUCCUAGCAACAUCGACAAGAUCCAGUUUCUACAAGCCAUGUAUCUGGAUUCUGUCACCCUUGGUGCUCUUCCCGCCUUUCCCACACGCUUCCUCUGCCAGCUUCUCGGAGUCCCAUGGCUCCGCAUUCCCAUCUUCCUAGCGCUCACACCACUGAUGAUCUUGCGUCAGAUUCAGCAACGCCUGUCUGGAAACAGGCAGCUGGUGUUCAGAACCCCCGUGAGGACAUUAUCUAGCAUUCUCAAGGAGCAGGGCCUUUUGGGAAAGACUGUGGACUUGUUGAAGGUGGACGUGGAAGGAGCAGAAUGGGACGUCCUGAUGGGGAUUGACGAGCAGAUCUGGCCCUGUCUGCGUCAGCUGGUGAUAGAGGUGCACGAUGGCGAUGAUGGCCGCGUCCAGAAGAUAAUGGAGCUUUGCAAGGGCAAAGGGUUCAAGGUGAUGAAGAUGCAGGAGGAGGCCUUCGAGCUGCCCAAGCUUUGCAAGAUUUUCCUGAUCUUCGCCACGAGGUGA
Symbiodinium necroappetens is the source of this 1503-nucleotide messenger RNA. Lineage: Eukaryota; Dinophyceae; Suessiales; Symbiodiniaceae. The record is from the annotation of a GenBank genome assembly.